Mytilus californianus (California mussel) is the source of this 1908-nucleotide messenger RNA. RefSeq names its product protein ABHD18-like. Bases 241 to 1581 code for a protein of 446 amino acids. The record is from RefSeq and is a predicted model, not a curated record. The transcript has 12 exons. NCBI's taxonomy places the organism in Eukaryota, Metazoa, Mollusca, Bivalvia, Mytilida, Mytilidae.
UGUAAAUUGAUUACACCAACCUUCAAACCGCAAUCGUCUUAUUUUUCUUUAAAGAAAUGAUUGAUUGUAGUUGAACAUUUUAAAGCGAAGAGGUGUUUUGUCGAUGGCAACAUAUUUCGAGAACCUGACUUUUGCAAGUUAUUGGAUCUUAUUGUAUUGACAUGAUUGAUGGAAGUGUCAACCCAACCGAAGUAAACAUCUUCUGAACCAAAUUAUUCCUGGAGAUACUGUUGUCCAAACAUGAGUAGAUUUGAUCAGCUGUACAGAAAACUUAUAGUGACCAAGUUCUUCACUAGAGGCUGGGGAGAACCAGAAAACUUGAAAAAAAUAUUUGACUUCAGGAAAGUAUUAGGAAAUAGAGAUGCCUGUUACAAACUGGUUCCUCCUGAUUACCCAGUUACUAUAGACAAGGAUGAGCUCCAAGGUGAUGUUAGAAUACUGGAAGGACAUUUUGUAUCACCAUUUAAAAAGUGUGUACCUGGUCUAAUGCCAAAGGAAACAGAAAUUGCCAGAUUUCAAAUGGUCUUACCAAAAGAAUGGAAAAGUCAUCAUAAACCUGUGUGUUUACAACUGGCUGGCACAGGAGAUCAUUAUUACUGGAGGAGGAGAACAGUUGUAGCUCGUCCUUUGUUGAAAGAAAGUGGAAUUGCAUCUAUAAUUCUUGAAAGUCCAUAUUAUGGUUUAAGGAAACCUAAAAGACAGUUGAGGUCCAGUCUACAUUAUACCUGUGACCUGUUUGUGAUGGGAGGAGCCCUCAUGUUAGAGUCCCUAGUGUUAUUUAACUGGUGUGAACGACAUGGCUUUGGACCAUUAGGUGUAACAGGCAUAUCUAUGGGUGGAUUUAUGGCCUCCCUUGCAGCAUCAGUUUAUCCAAAGCCAAUAUCAUUGAUCCCAUGUUUAUCAUGGACAACAGCCUCCACUGUCUUCACAAAGGGAGUAAUGAGCGAGUCAAUACCAUGGAAGGUUCUUGAAAAUCAAUAUUCAGUGGACACUGUUUAUGCUGAUGAGAUCAAACGCACACUUGUCUCCCCUGAACAGGUUUUAGGUUCCACUUAUAACAUGGGACAUGAAUUUGUCAAAACCUACUCUGACAAGCUUGAAGAUUUAAAGUUAAACCAGUCUCCUGCAGAAAUGGAGAAUAUCUUGAAAGAAAGAAACAGUCAUACUUUCAACGAUCAUGGUGAUAAAAUGGAUGUCCAAGCUGAUAUAGAUUCAAUGGAAGACUACUUAGUUAAGAAAUCUGGAUGUAAGGGAGAUAAUGAGACCGUGGGUAAAUCCACUAUAGACAGGAAAAGUCUUAAAGAUAAUGCCCUGGAUUUUAUGAGAGGAGUUAUGGAUGAGUGCACACAUUUAGGAAAUUUUUCUGUUCCAGUGGACCCAAGUCUGAUAAUUAUUGUAGCAGCCAACCAUGAUGCCUAUGUACCGAGGACCAAUGUUAUAAGUUUGGAGCAAUUAUGGCCCGGUUCUCAAGUCAGAUACAUAGACUCAGGACAUAUAAAUGCUUUCCUAUUCCACAAUGUACAAUUUAGGCACGCUAUUGCUGAUUCAUUUACGGAGCAGAUUAGAAAAUAUCACAGUUAACCCAGGGAAAACAUAGGUCUUUACAUCAGUUAACCCAGGGAAAACAUAGGUCUUUACAUCAGUUAACCGUCUUUACAUCAGUUAACCCAGGAAAAACAUCGGUCUUUACAUCAGUAUUACACCAUUGGCAGCAUUUAAUCAGAUUUAUGUGUUCAAUUGUGAUGUAACUUGAUGUACACUACGAAAGUCAGCUAGCUCUUAGUCAGAUCUUAGUCAAUAUUUUAAUGAUCUUAAUUAAAUGUGAAGUAAUUUGAUGUACAUGACAGUAGACAGUGAAUUAUUAAGUCAGAUCUUUGUCAAUAUUUUAAAAGAUUUUUUAAGUCAUUU